Sitodiplosis mosellana (orange wheat blossom midge) is the source of this 5288-nucleotide messenger RNA. Its product is annotated as SET domain-containing protein 4. The record is from RefSeq and is a predicted model, not a curated record. Bases 3242 to 4603 code for a protein of 453 amino acids. Gene Ontology annotation, molecular function: transcription coactivator activity; histone H3K4 methyltransferase activity; protein binding. The transcript is spliced from 2 exons. Gene Ontology annotation, biological process: peptidyl-lysine dimethylation; peptidyl-lysine trimethylation; positive regulation of transcription by RNA polymerase II. Lineage: Eukaryota; Metazoa; Arthropoda; Insecta; Diptera; Cecidomyiidae.
CUCGCUCACACUCAACCUAAUGACAUGACGGCUGAGUGUAAUGACUGCUGUACUCAAUGUCUUUGACAGUUUGAGCUUGGGUAUUUUUGCGUUAUGACGUUGCUCAAGAUGCGUGACAGUGGCGCGCGGAAUUUCGACGAAUAAAAAUAUUCGGUUAAUUUUUUUUUAUUUUUUUUAACUAUUUUAUGUAUUAUAUGAAUAUUUUAUCAAACUUUAAAUUAACAGCAUUUUUGAUUACUUUACUAUAUACAAGCUAAGCAUACAAUUUCACCUGGCGGUCAAUUUAUAUUCUUGACACUUCCAUUAUACAUCCAAAAAGUGACUUUGACAGUUCUACUAAUUCGUUAAUGAUAUUUACCUGGCCUUUUCAUUUAAUUACUACAACAUUGUAUUAUAAAGUUAACUUGAGACUUCAGUUUUUAUAUUCAUUAGUAGUAAAUUUGACGUAAAACUAUGUCACUUGUGAUUGCAAAUGAUUUAGAAACAGAAAAGCCGAGCAAAAGAAUGAAAAGAUCGGUUGUAGAGGGUGUUAUAGUGAAUAUUACUCCACCAAAAAGAAUUGUUGAUGUCAACAAUGACUGUUUGGAACGUGUGUUCGAGUUUCUGGAAUUUGAUUCUUUAAUACAUGUGGCCGAAGCAAAUAAGUUUCUCAAAGUAGUAGCCGAAAUGGUAUUCGUUCGGAAACUUAAGAACAGAAUGAUUAUCGUUGAUGACCAGUGGGGACACGAAAAUGAGACUGACUACUUUUAUGAAAAUGCAAUUAUUUUUCGACAGCCGGUGCUGGGAUUCAAAGUUAUACGGCUUUUUGGUCACCAUGUCUCCGAGUUAUAUUUGAGAAUCCAUGAUGGUUCUUCUACUCUUCGCAAAAGAUUGUUUCUUCAUGCCAACGAAUACUGUCACCAAACGCUGAAUGUUUUACACUCAUUCGGGGACCAUACAAACAUAUUUGGCGCGGUGAAACAUCCAUUUGUAAACGUCAAAACCUUCUCGUCUCAGGAAGGGAUUAUUGGACCUGCAUGUGAACACUUAAAUCGUAUCUUUCCUCGUUUAUGCCAACUAACACUCAACGAAAAUGAUGUGCUGGAUUCGAAAUACAUCUUACAAGCAUUUCCAAACCUUUAUUUCAUAUUACAAUUAUUUGGUGGGUGAUGGAGAUUGGCCAUUUAAUCAAUUCAUGGAUGACGAUUUGAAAACCAUUACAAUUUUAAAUCCGCAGCUUCAGAGUAUUACAUUGGUAGGAUAUCCACCAGGCAUUUGGGAGCUUAUCAACACAAAUCUCGACCAUUUGAAAAGUAUUCAUCUAUCUUAUUAUGCACAUAGUUUCGACACCUUUAAAGGUCCACACAUUCAAUUCAAUGGUGUUGAAAUAUUAGAAAUAACAUGCUUGCCUCCAUGGCAGAACGGCUGGAGAGGUAGUGUCGAUCCAACUGAAGUGUUUCAUUUCAAGCGUCUAAGGAAAUUGAAAGUGAAAUGCUAUGGUUUCCAACUGAAGAUGUGGAUAGACUUUAUUCUGGCACAUCCAACGAUAGAAGAGCUCGAUAUUUGGUUAUUUGACGGUAAAUUGCCCUUUUAUCUAGAACUUUAUGAACGGUUACGCGAUAAAUUAAACAAAGUACGUCAAAACACAAAAUUUAUUUCAAUGCGUAAAAACUUCAAUAUUUUCUACGUAACACAUAUUAAAAAGCUGCCGGCAUUUUUAGAAGCCCAUCAGUGGUUCGAUAAAUUUUCUUUACUGUUCGAUGAGUUAUUUACAGACGCAUCUGUUCAUCAUAUAAACAAGUAUUAUGAACAAAUUCCAGAAAUGAAAAAUUAUAAACUAAAAAAAUAUAUGUACAUAUAGAAAUUUUCGUUGAUUUUGAAAAAUGUGAAAUUUAAAGUAAAUUUGACCAAAUACACACACAAUAUAUUUCUAUCAUACCAUGACAAUAAACAAAUGUACAAAUAACUAUUUGUAAUUUAAUAAUGUAAUAUAAUCAAUUAUAAUUCAAAAUAAAAUCAAGCAACAACAUCAAUUGUAUUUGUUCAUUGUAAAUUUUGAACGUUGAUUUCCGAACAUUUGCUUCAGGUUUUUUUAGCUGUUCUCCAGAUUUUUUUACGCAGCUGAUUAUACCAAAUUUUGUUAUGUUUAAUAAAAAUAGCACAGAGUGCAACAAAAAAAAGUCAUAGGUCAGAGAAAUAGCCGAGUAAAAUCCCAACAGGGUUUUGAAAGUUCUGUUGGCGUUUUUUUUUAAAUCGACUUCGGCGUUUUUCAAGCAACAUGGUCUUUUGCAAUAUUUAAACGUCAGUUUUGGUCAAUAAGUCGUUCAUUUUUGGUGAUAGCUCCUUACUCUCUUUGGAAAAGUUGCAGCUGAGAGUCCAACUUGAACCCGUGUUGAAUCCUGUUUCGCAAAACACAAUCGCAUCUGUUCGAGAAUGAGCCCGACUUUUUCACAUUUCUUAAUUGUGCCGUAUGUUUCGACUUGUAAUUAACUUAAUUUCUUCUUUUUGUAUUGAUUGACCAAGUUGGUUAUUGUGAUACGUUUAAAUUGAAUACAUAUAAUAUAUAAAGUAAGAAGGGAAUUGCACGUCAAUUCCUCGGUUCAAAAAUCAAUUCUAGAUAGAGUUCUGCAUUCACUGUUAUUUCUCAGGGAUUAUUUUUUGAUAUAAUAAAGGUUAUAUGAAAAAAAUCCUCAAUAUUUUGAUGAAAUUCUUCAAGAAAUCAAACAAUUUAGUUUCUACAUUGCAAAUGGUCAAUUGGCAAUUAGAAAAUGAUUUUCCAACACACACUGGGCACACCAGAGCCAAAAUUAUGAGCUAUAAACGUUCUUCUACACAAAUGUGCUCCAUAUGUGGGCAAUUUACUAUGCACAGAACACAUGCAUUUUUUGGUUGGAAAACUCUCGGAAAAGCGCCACUUUGGGAAAUCGGAAAAGCGGGGAAAGUUCAGACCAGUCUCAAUCGAUCGGGCGGGAAAUUUCAUGUGAGGUAGCGACCCAAAGAGCGUAUGUCAAGCAAAAAACCCAUCCAUUCCUGAGAUAAAUGAAAAAAUUCAGAAAUAUCGGCAUUAAAAAAUAAUCUCUGGGAAAUAACAGUGUGGUUAUGUUAACCUGAUACAGAGAGAGAGAGAGAGAGAGAACUGUCACUGAACAUCGGUAUGGGUGUUUGAUACACAAAACGGGCUCACACAAUAUACGAUAUAAGUGUUUCAUUCGGUGUUAAUGCAUAAGAAUGCAAUGAAAUAUGUGUGAAUCAAGACGCGCAAAUGGGACGUACGGAUCGGAAUCGAAAGCGUAAAAAAGCCAACGACCUUGAAAUACAACAGUCAACAAAUGGCCGAUUAGAAAGCAUGAAUUCGGAGGAUAUUUACAUAAAUUUAGCACGUUCACUGUAUCGCAACGGUUGGCUCAACGAAACCAAUUUAAAAGUUGGUGAUUUCCCAGUGACCGGACGUGGCAUUUAUUCCAUCAAAAACUUGCAUAAAGAUGAUUUGCUCAUAUCACUUCCAAUUGAAUCGCUUAUCAGCAUCGUAUCGAUUGCUGAUGACAUGAAAUUUCGCUAUUUGAUGAGCCGCACCUUUGGCACACACGAAAAGCAAAUCACAUCACAAGGUUUACUCGCAUUGUAUCUGUUGUAUUUAAAGCAUACCGGACAGCAUACGGAAUACAUGUCAACGCUUCCCACCGCAUUUUCGGUGCCAUAUUUUUGUGCGGAUGCCGAAAUCAAUGCAAUGCUACCAUCAAUACGGGACAAAGUGCUGGAUCAACGGGAAAUUAUCGAUGUGGAUUUUAGUUGCUUCCAAAGUUAUUUCAAGGAUACGCGUUGCACGUGCUGCAACCGAAUUUAUUUCUGUGAUAUUUUCAAUCGGACCGAGUUUGAGUGGUCAUUUUUUGCGGUGAAUUCACGUUCGGUGUAUUUUAAUUUGGAGAAAAUUGCUGUUAAACACCUGGAAUCAGUGCGAACGGUACAAAAAUUGUUGAAAGAUGAACCAACGUUGGCUUUGGCACCAUUUUUGGAUUUACUCAAUCACAGUUGCACUGCUAGCACGGGUUUGUAUGUGAAAAAUACCGACAAUGGACCACUCUAUCAGCUGUAUACAACGGUUCCGUUCUCAAAAUACGAACAAGUUUUCAUCAGCUAUGGCGCGCUGGACAACACCAAACUUCUCACCGAGUAUGGAUUUUUUGUACCCAAUAAUAAGCAUGAUUUUGUGGAAAUUCAACGCAAAGACAUUGACAUACAUCUGAAAAUGGUACCGUAUCGGAUAAAAAUUCUUAUUUCAAAUGAAAGCCUCGACCAAAACCUCUUCAUCACCCGAGCCAAUGGAUUCAGCCAUAAUAUUCGCAUUUUAAUUUACAUCUGCUGCAAUGCCACGCAUGCCACAACAGCGACCGAUGAAAAUUACUGCAAGAAAAUCAUUUAUGGUGACAUCAACGAAUUGGAUUUUACAUCGAUGGAUAUGAAAAAAUUGGCCCAACAAAUCGUUGACAGCAAAGUGAAGGAGCUACGUGAUCAAUGCGGCAUUUUUACCGAACGUCAAACAAAUCACACACUUACCGAACGAGCUACCAUUUAUCUAAACUACUUGCAAGAAGCAAUUAAAUGGCUGGAAUGUGUUGAGCUUUAGGAAGAACCAGAAGCGACUCAAAGCUAAAAUCGAAACGAAACAGACUAAAGCCAUAAGCAUUUGUAUACCGUUUGUAGAAUUUGAAUUGCAAUAAAGUUUCAAAGAAAUAACAACAAUAAUUGAUAAUAGUAAGAAAAAACAAAGUAAAGCUCGCAAACCAAUUUACCGUUUUGUACGUGCACCAGCCAAGGGAUACUAAAUUAAUGCAAUUUCAUUUUUGAAAGAAAGUACAUCUGAAUAAUGUUUAAAGUAUGAGCAAUUAGAUGAUAAUUUAGCAGUUUAAGUCCAAUGUUAGAAAUGAUAACGCCGGCCCCAUUGCAAUGUACACCAUCGAUGGAAUGAUGGAUUUAAUUGAUUGGAGGCCAAUUAUCGUUCAAUCACAAAACGAAUGAUAUGACAGUAAAUUCACCUGAUUCACCUGAAAAUCAAUGGACAAUGUUGAUCGAUUGAGAUACAAAAUUUUAAGCUCCAAAUGUUAUAUGAAAGCAAGAGAGGCAGAGAAAACACAAAAAUAAGAAUACAUUUAAUUUGUUCCAAAUAAUUGUUUUUGUUUUAUAUGAUAUAUUUAUUCAUUACAUAUCCUUCGUUUAUCCUUGUUGUCCAAAAAAUUUCAGACAAAAGAAAAUUGCAUAGAUUUUUUUUGUUCCAUUUUUAUUCACAAAUAAAAUAAUUUAUUUCUAACUAA